Terrapene triunguis (Three-toed box turtle) is the source of this 3946-nucleotide messenger RNA. It is a transcript of the gene XPNPEP1, whose product is annotated as X-prolyl aminopeptidase 1. The coding region runs from base 7 to 1878 and encodes 623 amino acids. The record is from RefSeq and is a predicted model, not a curated record. NCBI's taxonomy places the organism in Eukaryota, Metazoa, Chordata, Testudines, Emydidae. The transcript is spliced from 19 exons. Gene Ontology annotation, molecular function: metalloaminopeptidase activity.
AGGACUAUGAGUCCCAAGAUUACCACAGAGCUGCUCAGGCAGCUGCGACAGGUGAUGAAGAGCUCCAGGUACGUCGCAGAGCCCAUCCAAGCCUAUAUCGUGCCGUCUGGAGAUGCACACCAGAGUGAGUACAUCGCGCCCUGUGAUUGCAGACGGGCAUUCAUCUCUGGAUUUGAUGGCUCUGCAGGUACUGUCAUUAUAACCGAGCAAAAAGCAGCCAUGUGGACGGACGGACGCUACUUCCUGCAGGCAGCACAGCAAAUGGAUAGCAACUGGACGCUCAUGAAGAUGGGUCUGAAGGAUACGCCGACUCAGGAGGACUGGCUAGUGAGUGUGCUCCCAGAGGGCUCGAAAGUUGGAGUGGACCCUUUCAUUAUUCCAGCUGAUCAGUGGAAGAGGAUGUCUAAAGCACUGAAAAGUGCCGGCCAUGUUCUCGUGCCGGUCAAAGAGAACCUGAUCGAUGCAAUCUGGAUGGAUAGGCCCCAGCGACCCUGCAAACCUCUGAUGACCCUGGACCUGAGUUACACAGGGAUAGGCUGGAAAGAGAAGAUUGCAGCUCUGCGUGCGAAAAUGGUUGAGAGAAAAGUCCUUUGGCUUGUGGUUACAGCCCUGGAUGAGGUAUCUUGGCUGUUUAACCUCCGAGGCUCAGACGUUGAAUACAAUCCAGUAUUUUUUGCUUACGCUGUCAUAGGAACCGACACAAUCAGGCUGUUUAUCAGUGGUGACCGCACGGCAGACCCGUCCACGAGGGAACAUCUGCUGCUUGAUUCCGCCCUGGAGGCUGAGUUUAAAAUCCAGGUGGUGCCAUAUGAAUCUGUCCUGACGGAGCUGCAGGCUAUCUGUGUGGGUCUCUCCCCCAAGGAGAAAGUGUGGCUCAGCGACAAAGCCAGCUAUGCCCUGACCGAGGUCAUCCCCAAGGCUCACCGCUACCUCACCCCGUAUACCCCCAUAUGCAUCGCGAAAGCCGUGAAGAACACAGCCGAAACAGAAGGCAUGAGAAGAGCACAUAUUAAAGAUGCUGUCGCUCUGUGUGAGCUCUUUAAUUGGCUAGAGAAAGAGGUUCCAAAGGGAUCGGUUACUGAAGUAUCAGCUGCGGACAAAGCAGAGGAGUUUCGCAGCCAACAGAACGGUUUUGUCGACUUGAGCUUUGCUACGAUUUCGAGCACGGGUCCGAACGGCGCCAUCAUUCACUACAAGCCGGUUCCCGAGACCAACAGGGCUUUGUCUGGGAAUGAGAUCUACCUCCUGGAUUCUGGCGCUCAGUACAAGGAUGGCACGACGGAUGUGACCCGGACAAUGCAUUUCGGCACCCCAUCGGCUUACGAAAAGGAAUGCUUCACCUACGUCCUGAAGGGUCAUAUAGCUGUGAGUGCAGCCAUCUUCCCUAACGGAACCAAAGGUCACCUUCUGGAUUCUUUUGCCCGCUCUGCAUUGUGGGACUGUGGUUUGGAUUAUCUGCAUGGCACAGGACACGGAGUUGGGUGUUUCCUUAAUGUGCACGAGGGUCCAUGUGGCAUCAGCUACAAAACCUUUGCAGAUGAACCCCUGGAAGCUGGCAUGAUCGUUUCUGAUGAGCCUGGGUAUUAUGAAGAUGAGUCUUUUGGGAUCCGCAUAGAAAAUGUGGUACUCGUGAUCCCUGCCAAAACCAAGUACAACUUCAGUAACAGAGGGAGCCUGACUUUCGAGCCACUAACCCUGGUUCCGAUCCAGACUAAAAUGAUCAGUAUCCCUUUACUGACACACAAAGAGUGCGACUGGGUGAACGAUUACCACCGGAAAUGCAGGGAGGUGAUCGGGGCAGAACUGAAGAGCCAAGGACGACAUGAGGCUCUCCAGUGGCUCAUCAGGGAGACGGAGCCCAUCACCAAAAUGCAUUAAGACCAACUUUUUUUAAAAAUAAUAACUUUUUACAUGGUGACAGUUAGAAUCAUUCAACCUUAAAAUCCUCUAAUCCCCCGCCCCUCGUUUUGAAAAAUGAACGUGGAUUGAGGAAGAGCCUUUGAUAACCAUUUGGAAAUAGUGAAAGGAAGGGGGCUUUUUGUUUAGCUUUUGUUUUCCUUUGUGGGGGGACAGGAGCAUUCCAUCUGUGAACAAUUUUUCUGAUAAUGAGCAAAUCUCAAAAGUGAAGUCUUUUGCUUUUGCAGUCCGGGCCUUGCUGAAACAAUCAUUCGAGGAGACAAUAACUGGAGUGUUUUAUACAUUUUGGUUUAUCACUGUGAAAACCCAGUGGUUUUAAUUCUUGGGUUCCAGUUGCCAAGACACUGCUGACGUUAACUGUUAUGCUGAUGAGCCUAUGUUUCUGAUCAGCUAAUAAAAGCUUCAGAGCCCUGAUUUGCUCUGUUGCCUUCAGUCUGUCUGGUCUCUGUCAGUAGUGUAACUGAUUUAAUUAACCUUUAAACUCAGAGCCAAGCCCAGUCCUCACCCACCAUGGGCACACCUGGCUUGAAAUACAUAGACACGCCUUUCCCUGUACUCGGAGUUGGAGAGGUGUUAAGAAACAUCAUAGGAGUAUUCUACUUUGUGGCAGAUCUCUGCACAGCAUUGCAGACAAAACCCUAUGGAGGUGUGUGCAUGCAAACGGGCAUGGCUGAACCGCCUGCCCGUAGGCUAUAGUAUUGGUCUGUCUACUUAUAUGGCGCCGAUCAGUGCAGUAUAUGAGAGUACAGGGUCAUGGAAUCAUAGCCCUUCCUGUGGUAGGUGUUUAAAGCAAACCGCUAAGGUGGACACAAACCAAACAGGCAUUCACAAUACGUUGUGUUCAUAGCUCAAGUUCCAGCUCAGUCUGCCUUUGUUUACCAGGGACUUACUCUGUCUGGAUCUCAGUACAACACACAGAGACAUCUAGUGGCUAAACAAUAGACUGCAAAUAAACAUAAUUAUGCACAAGUGCCCUGCACCCUGCCUCCAUGAUGGAGAAAAAAGUUCCAUCCUCCACAACCCACUUGUAGAUCGCCCAUGUAAAAUCCCGGUGCUCAGCGUUUUUUGAAAUGAAAUCAGAGUUAGGCCCAUAAUGUGUAAUGAUAUUGUGACAAAGUAUUCACUAAAGCACUUGAAGUAACAGUUCAGCCUCUUGAUGGAAACAAAAAUUCUGAAACCUCCCUUAGAAACUGCAGGAAAACCAAGAGUUUUUCCAGCCAGGCAGUAUGUCUGAUGCUGACGAGAUGCUGCCAAGCCCUCGUAACUCAAAUGUAUUUCUGUAAUGUUUUUGAAGGUGAAAACAGUAAUUAAGCCACACUAAAUGGCAUAAAGCUUGUUUAAAUAUUCCCCAGCAGUGCUGGAAACCGAAAUGCGGUGCAGGUGCCUGAGAACCUGCAAGUGAAACUGACUAGAAAUAGGCAAUGAAACCAACCAGUCUCAUCAUUACACAAUCCAAGCUGAGGAAAAAAACAAAAGUGAAAAACAAACAUUGAAAAAGCCGGCCACGCAGAUUUUUAAAUUCACUUUAUCCAAGGCAUAAAAACUCAGAUGAGUGGUUUUUUUCGAAGUAUUUCUUUUAUCUUGAUUGUGUCCCUGUAAGGUUGUGAUAAUAUUUCAGUGCAAAUCAGUGUUAUUUUUUUUCUUGUGUGCACAGUUUUAGUGUAGUUAUAAUCCUGGGUGAGAAAUGUCUUGCUUCCCUUUACUGGGUGCUUCUUUGCCAAAUACCUGACAUGUGAUAGGACAUGCUCAAUGUUCGUACAAGUGCUUUCUCAACAAAUCAUCACGUGGAGAUGAAUCUGUGUUAAUUGCCAUCCAAAUUAACUUGUGGACAGCUGGGAAUGAAUGAUCAGAGAGGGACCAGUUCCAUGCCAGCAGCCGUACUGCCUCAGGUUGUGAUCUUGUCUGAUCCCAGAAACUAAGCAGGGUCAAUAGUUGGAUGAGACACUUUUAGGGAAAUCCCAGCGGUAGAAAGCAAUGACCUUGAUAGCUGAAUUAGGUAUCAUACACUGAGCCAGUAUGGAGACAGGCU